GAUGGCGGCCUCCGUGUUGUGCAGGAGGACAGCGGUGUUAUGUCGGACUUUCCGGGGGAUUGCACCGGUUCCUGCGGGCUGUCAGUCCGGGACCGUGCAGCAGACCGCGGCCUACAACCCCAAGCCGCUGCGGCUGAACCUCCGGGACCCGCACAUCCCGGACAAGCUCAGCGAGCGGACCCCGGAGUGGCAGAAGACGGCCCGGUACGACGGGAAGCUGUUCGGCCGCUACGGCUCCGUGUCGGGGGUCGACCCCGCGGCGCUGUGGCCGAGCCACGAGCAGCUGGACGGGAUCAUCGCGGAGGAGAAGCAGUGGCAGCCUCCGCUUGAGGAGAUGCUGAGGAGCAUCGAGCUGAAGGAGAAGGAGGAGACCGGGAAGCGACUGGCCAAAGAACGAGUCAUCGCAGCCAACAUGGCCAAGAUGCCCAAGAUGAUCACAGACUGGCGCAGAGAGAAGCGUGAGACCAAGCAGCGGCUGAAGGAGGAGAAGGAUCGGCGUGGGAAGCUGCUGAACCAGGCAAGGGAGCGAUUCGGCUACGCUCUGGACCCCCGCAGCCCCAAGUUCGUGGAAAUGGUCGCGGAGAUAGAAGCGGAAGAGAAGAAGCAAAGGAAACUGAUGAAGCGCCGACAGAAAGAAGAGCAGGCGGCCGCUCCGGUCUCAUCACCGGCUGCCGGGUCGUAGUCUCAGGAUCAACUGAGCGUGUUUGAUGAGGAAAGAACAACACGGCCGAGAGGGACGUUCGUUAAAGUGAAGAACAGUUUGAUCCUUGUUCGGCGUCAGAUGAUAUCACACAUCUGAUCAUCUGAUGAUAUCAGACGUUUGACCUGAAUCACACAGAACCUCCUCCAUCUUCUUUUCCUCAGUAUAAAUAUGUGUUUGGAUUUAUUUGCCCUGUUUCGAUUCUUGACCGAUGUAUUUAACUGUCACUGAAAUAAAUUAAUCUCUGUGAAGAUUGAA
Messenger RNA from Pleuronectes platessa (European plaice), 958 nucleotides. It is a transcript of the gene gadd45gip1, whose product is annotated as growth arrest and DNA-damage-inducible, gamma interacting protein 1. The coding region runs from base 2 to 682 and encodes 226 amino acids. The record is from RefSeq and is a predicted model, not a curated record. Lineage: Eukaryota; Metazoa; Chordata; Actinopteri; Pleuronectiformes; Pleuronectidae. The transcript is spliced from 2 exons. Gene Ontology annotation, cellular component: nucleus.